CUUUUGGGAACUUACAUAAAAUUCAAUUAUGGCUGAGAUUCAAAAAUUCAGGGAUGAAAUUUUGGAGUGGCAUAAUAAAUUCCGAUUUGAACAUGAUUCACCAAAUCUUAAAAUUGAUGAUGAGUUGAAUAAGUUAGCCGCGGAAUGGGCCGAAGAUUUGGCAACCCGGGACGUAUUUGAGCGGAGGCCAAACAACUCUUACGGGGAGAACCAAUACGUCGGAAGUGAUGCUAACUCACAGCAAGUCGUCGAGUCGUGGUACAAUGAGAUAGACUCGUACAAGUUUGACGAACCGUCUCCGGAUAAUUUACCGGAAGUAGGUCACUUUACACAGUUGGUGUGGGGCAGCACCGAGACAAUGGGGUGCGGAAUGGCAAGAAGUGAAUCCAAUAAGGUCUACAUCGUCUGCUUUUAUAAUCCACCUGGGAAUAUCCAAGGUCAAUUUCAGGAAAACGUCAGACGUGCCAAAAAUUUUGCCGAGAGACCAGAGACAAAUAAUACCAGCAGAGGAAGCAUUAACAAAGGCUCAGAAAAUGAGAUGCCAGUUGAUCUCGUCCCAAGCCCAUCAUUGGAGCAACUUGGAAUACACCCUAGGAUGCAACCGAAACCUGAAGUACAAUUAAGGAUGAAACAGUGGUUAGGGGUCUCAUCAAGAAAAGUAGGCGGUUGGAUAAAAUGGCUUAUCGACAUACUCGGAAAGGCAUUAUGGUGGCAAGCUGCGAUUCAAAAGAGUUUAGAUGUAAUUAUGGCAAUUGUUAACGCAAUUCAGUUUUUUACUCGUCAAACUAAAUUAGAAGAGGCGUUUGAUCACGGCAACAAAUAUUUCUUGCAGGAGGGCAACGGAGCCGGAGCCGGAGCGAAAUUGCCAGGACGAGAAGUUCCCAGAUGGAAAAGAGUUGUUGAAAGCUCACGAUCGCGAAGACCGAACUCCAAUAAAUCAUUGAGAGUAUCAAAGCGAAGGGAAAUGAAAAGUGAUAAUAAAAUAUCAAUGAGGCUUGUACAAAGAGCGUUGUUCGAGUUGCCGUUAAAUGAGACUCCGAAGGGGAUAAUCGAUAAACCACAACGACGUCACUUAACAAAUGACACGGCCGAAGAAAAAGAUUACAGUGAACCGAGAGACGUUAUGGAAACAUCAAAGAAAAUCACCCGCCCGAUUGGAGUGACUCGCCCACCAGAAGAACUCCGGUUGAGGAAAGAAAACUUUCUACAAGUCAAAAAUGAAAAUGACUUGUCUAGAAAAAAAAAAGAACUUGAAGAUGUUGUUAAAAAACUCAACAAAGAUAUUGCUCUUUAUCAUUCACUUUGCAAGCGAUGGAAAAAAAUCAAUGAACAGAUGACCAAGGAAAUAAUCGACCGGGAAAUUUUUCCACCCGCAGAAAGUUACGAAGAUGAAAAAAUAUUGUUUUAUAGGUCUCUAAAUUUGGAUUCGUUAUUACAAUUACGCACUCCAACCUUUAGUGAAAUCUCCUUGUCACCAAGCGACGAGUUUUUGGAGCAUAAAAAUGACCGCGAGGUGAUAGUCCACAAAAACUCGGCCAAGCUGUACUUCAACUUGCAGAUGGAUCAAGGACUCCCCUCGGGAUCACAACCUGGCCCAAACUAAUCAUCCUGGAACUUAAUUUUAUUUCGUAGGUUUUUCUGUUUCUCGGAUCCGUUGCGGGGUUCAGAGUGAAAAAGUGUGAUCUGAUCCGCGUGGGAAUAAAGUUGGUGGCACGGAAGCUGGAGUGUAUAGAUACUAUACCCUGUAGCCUCUUAAAUUCGAGCAGACUUUUUCUACAGUACUGAAUUGUCUUGUUCUGUUUUAUUUUUUGUUUAUUUAACUUGUGUCUGCAGAGGGUAGCGCCCGCCGUCAAUAAAACUAAAAAGCGACGGAAAAUGUAAUUGUCGACGUCGAGAACGCUCCUGAUCGAUCCACUCAAUUCUAUUCCUUCUAAUUAACUCUUGUGAGAAAUAAAUUUAUUGAGUGGAUAGUUUGCUGAAGCUCUAGUCCUAUCCGGAGGAAUCCAGAAUUACUAUUAAUCUUCAUUUUUAUGGGUCUAACGCUUUUUUAUUUGAGGAUAAAUUAGACCGUUUUUUUAUUGAUACGCUAGGCCGGAAUGUUAAGGUAAUAUUUUUUUUUUUUAAUCAAGUGGAUUCUUUGAUUAUCGGUGUGAAAAAUCACGUCUUUAGUAGAAAAAAUGUAAUAAAAGUUCACAAA
Cotesia glomerata is the source of this 2197-nucleotide messenger RNA. RefSeq lists its product as uncharacterized. The record is from RefSeq and is a predicted model, not a curated record. Gene Ontology annotation, cellular component: extracellular region. The coding region runs from base 29 to 1603 and encodes 524 amino acids. The transcript is spliced from 10 exons. Lineage: Eukaryota; Metazoa; Arthropoda; Insecta; Hymenoptera; Braconidae.